GCAUGAGUGCCGUGCCACUGCAGCGCCAAGCGCCAUCCAUAGUUGCUGGCAUGGUGCUUGCUGGUUCUGGCGUUCAGUUCACACACAAGGCAUCGACUUUGUUUGUGAAGAUAGAAAUGCUACUCGCUUAUAACCGAUAAAAGUUUCCCGAGCCUGAAACUGCCGGUAUGGGUGCGUAACAGAGUCAUUGCAUUUGGCGGGAACCUGUGUGUUGUGUUGAUGUACCAACUGCGAUUGGCCGUGUGCCACUGCCACCCUUAUGUCACCAAAAUUAUCCUCGUGCAAGGGAGCGUGUUAUUGUCUGUUCUCUUACGUACUUUUUCUUGGUUUAUAUGCACAUUGAUCUCCAUGGCAGAAUUGUACACGGUAUGUCCAAGUUGUACACAUUAUGGGCUGUCGUAAUAGCAAAACAGUGCACGCCCCAGAAGCACUAGACCCCAUUGAAACCGUCUGGAAGAUUUCGGACUUAAAAGCACCUCUGGAAAAACGUGCGAAGAAUCGCCGCCGUCAUGGCCAGCGUGGACGCCGAUGGGAGCAGACGAAUUGGGCAUCGUCUGCUAUAAUGGACCAACGUGUCACAGCGAAGUACAUAAUCAAGGCACAGAUAGGCAAGGGGAAGUUCGGCCGCGUUGUUCGCGUUGAGCAUCGCGCUUCAAAACAGCCCUAUGCCAUGAAGACGCUGGAUACCUCCAGUGGGCGGACAGCGUUUGAUACAGAGCUGUCAGUGUUGCGACGUGUGAACCACCCGAACAUUGUCCGCAUUGUCGAAAUAUUGGACGCUAAUCAGAAAGUGUUCAUUGUCAUGGAAUUAGCCACAGGCGGGAGCUUGUUGGAUAGAAUGGAUGUGUUACGCCGACCAUUCAAUGAGGAUGAAGCCCGUGCCGCACUGAAGAUGGUGCUUUCAGGUGUGGCUUACUUGCAUAAAGUCGGAAUCACACAUCGAGCUCUUCGACCAGACACACUGCUGUAUACACAUCCGGGCCCAGAUGCCAAAAUAAUAAUUACCGACUUCGCGUUUGGACAUGUGCGACGUCAUGACGCAAAUGAAUUCAUGCACACUGUGUGCGGUGUUAUUCAGUAUAUGGCACCAGAAAUAGUGGAACGCAGGCCAUACACGUGUGCUGUGGACAUGUGGGCAGUAGGUGUCACAACAUUCAUAUUACUGUCAGAGACAUUCCCCUUCGAUGGCAGACACGAUGCUUCUAUUGUCAGGUGCAUUCUAAAAGGGGAGCUUUCCAUGGAAGCAAAGGUAUGGUGCAUGGUGUCUAACGAGGCGAAGGGCUUAAUUCGACGCCUCCUGCAGCACGAUCCUGGCCGCCGCAUCUCUGCUAGACGAGCUCUUCACCACCCGUGGAUAUGUGGACGUGCUGAAGGUAGCGGCUCAUCCCUCAGUUCAGAGAAAUCUUUGAGUCAAGUCCAAAGAACGACACGAGUUAACCAAUCUUGAUAAAGACCCUGGCUUGGCCGAGUUAGUGUGAUGGGCAUAAGUCUUGCAUUCUGCCGUUAUUUGUGCUGCCAUCAAAACUUGCUUCAGAAAGGUUGUAUAAUUUUUUGUCUCUGAAUGUUUAUUUCGGUUAACAAUUAAUGUCGAUUCUGGUAUGACUUAAAAAUGCUUCUUAGGGUUGUUGACGAUGUACAAAAUGUAACUGCCCAUAUUUUACAGUGUCUAGACUCACUGCUUGUGCAGUUAAUUCCAUUUCGUAGCUGAUUUUGCACAUUGUUAAAAAAAGUUACUUUCAGGACUCUGUGACAAGCUCCGUAGUUUGAAACAGCAGCUCUGGAAAAAGUACAAAAUAUUGUGGUGCAAUAGGCUACAAGAACUUUAUUUAUGACUCUUGUGCUAACACUUCACAUGCUGUGAUCAUUUCAGAAUUUUUUAAAAAAUGGACUGCCUUUGAUUCCAUAAUGUAACAUGCGCUUGAAGUAUUUAUUUUACGUAAUUAUUCAUCUGGUACUUACGUACUCCCUUGCACACAAUGUCUGCCCUGCUGUAUAACCCAUCUGCCAAAAACAGUAUCUGAGCUGCUCAUUAUUUUUUAAUUAAAUAAUGUAUAUAAAAACCCUGUUAUUUUCAGAAAGCAUGGUAUUUCAUAAAACUAAAAUCUAUUAGACGCAUUGCUACCACACAUUGUGUGAAACUCUUAAAGGCACAGGCACUUCUACUGGAAGGUAAUUGUAGCAUAUUUGUGGUUGACAAAGACAGUAUUCUGUACAUUCACCUAUAAUAUAUCUGUGCCACUAUUUGUCCCUUCUGUAAAUACCAUUUGUGUAUCAUGUUGACAUGGCAUUUUUAUGGUGGCUAUUUUUAUGUACUUAUUUACAUACACAAUAUAUUUAUACAAUGCAGCACAUUUUUGAAGGAUUGUAAAAAAAUUUAAAACUUGAAAUAAAUACAGAAGAAAAAAUUUGGAAAAGAA
Molecule: messenger RNA, 2417 nt
Organism: Ornithodoros turicata
Lineage: Eukaryota; Metazoa; Arthropoda; Arachnida; Ixodida; Argasidae
Product: serine/threonine-protein kinase H1-like
Exons: 2
Coding region: 389-1447 (352 amino acids)
Biological process (GO): protein phosphorylation
Molecular function (GO): ATP binding; protein kinase activity
Source: RefSeq, a predicted model, not a curated record